Messenger RNA from Trichomycterus rosablanca, 2221 nucleotides. It is a transcript of the gene wacb, whose product is annotated as WW domain containing adaptor with coiled-coil b. Gene Ontology annotation, molecular function: chromatin binding; RNA polymerase II complex binding. The record is from RefSeq and is a predicted model, not a curated record. The transcript is spliced from 13 exons. Gene Ontology annotation, cellular component: nucleus. Lineage: Eukaryota; Metazoa; Chordata; Actinopteri; Siluriformes; Trichomycteridae. Bases 187 to 1713 code for a protein of 508 amino acids. Gene Ontology annotation, biological process: regulation of autophagy; positive regulation of TORC1 signaling.
CUGCUGUGUAAACCUUAGAGAGGAUGGACCGUCGGCUUUCUCCCGAAUAGCUCAGUGGCUUUGCAACUUCUGAUCACUUUCCUAAAACGUUUAGUAAAGAUAAAUAGGCUGAUAUAAGAGUUGUACAGACUUUAUUUAGAAUUAAGCAAGUGUAAGUGUAGCGCAGCCACAUUAAACAGGGCUUUAAUGGUGAUGCAUGCACGGAAACAACCGAGACUCACUGAUGGGUGUAACGAGCGAAGGGAUUACCAGUCCUACCAGACCCUUAAGUACCAAUCUAAGAGCCAUUCCACAAACGAGCACCGUCAUGAGAAACAGCACAACUCCUCGGACCAAACUCCACCCAAUAAGAUGCUGCGCAGAUCAGAUAGUCCAGACGGAAAGCGGAAUGAUGGCGAUGGGAGGGCGCUCCACAUGCAUCAACAUAAAGAGAGCAGCACCAGCGCUUCUCCACACGAGACCUCUAUCAAUCACGGCCAUCACAGUGCCAACUCUCACUCGCUCCCAACCAAAUGUGCAGAAAUGCCCCAGCGCGAUCCGGCUGACGACUGGUCCGAGCACAUCAGCUCGUCUGGAAAGAAGUACUACUACAACUGCAGGACGGAGGUGUCGCAGUGGGAAAAACCCAAGGAGUGGCUGGAGAGAGAACAGCGACAGAAGGAAGCUCCGAAGGCCGUCGUGGUUAACAGUUUUCCCAAAGACAGAGAUUACAGGCAGGAGGCCAUGCAGGCGGCCGCUUCUGCAAACGCAGUCACUACUAUGAAAUCGGCUCCGGUUGAGAAGCCAGCAUCACACGGCGCUUACUCCCAGGCCUCCUGCAGUGGCUCCGGGUCCCAGAGCGUCUCGAGCGCUCCCAGUUCGUCCACGGCGUCCUCCUCACACUCCUCGGCUCUCCUGCAGGACCCGGCUCUCCUCAGGCAGCUUCUUCCUGCACUCCAGGCCACGCUGCACCUUAACAAUGCCAGCGUGGACAUGGCCAAAAUUAACGAGGUCCUGACCGCCGCUGUCACCCAAGCUUCCUUACAGUCUAUGCUUCAUAAACUGCUCACUGCUGGACCGUCUGCUUUCAACAUCACUGCUCUGCUUUCCCAAGCCGCUCAGCUCUCCACACAAGCUCAGCAGCCCAGCCAGUCGCCCAUGUCUGUGACCCCAGACGCCUCGUCCCCCAAGUCCUGCCUCGUGUCCCCCAGAGUCAGCACUCCUCAGACCAACAGCGUGCCCCCGAAACCCCUCCAAAACACCAUCAGCUCUGUGCCGUCUCUGAUCAAGGUUUGCGAGUCAGGGGUGAAAUCGGCGUUCCAGCACUCCACUGAUAAAACGCCGGAAGUGGAAGACCCGCGACUUCAAAGGCAAAACAGUCAAGGGCCUCCGAGUUUGGCGUCCAACGGGUGCCUGCUGAAUAACAGCACUUCUGCAUGUCCUCCCACCACCUUCAGUCCUUCACUAGCACUGCACUUCAAUGAGAAUCUGAUCAGACAUGUGCAGAGCUGGCCGUCAGAUCACGUAGAGAAGCAGGCUGCAAAAGCACGCGAGGACUUCCACACCCUGGGCAGCAUCAACAUGUCUGAGAUCUGUGUGGAAAUGAAAAAGCUUCGUUCCCUGGUGAGAGUGUGUGAGAUCCAGGCCACGCUGAGAGAGCAAAGGAUACUGUUCCUGAGACAGGAGAUCAAGGAGCUGGAGAAACUGAAGAAUCAGAACUCCUUCAUGGUCUGAGAAGCUGUCGGUUCAGGUUUUCUGUUGUUUUGUGUUUUUUUUUUAUUUUAGAAGGAACUCAGCAGCUGGCUGCCUUUUCUGAACAGUGGACCUACAGACUGGACUGGACUGGGCUCUCUCUCCGAAAGCAGGAGAACCGAAAAGCCCACGAGAGGUCACUGCUACACGAACCCCUAAAUUCCUCCCUCGCCCUCCGUGUACAUACGCUCCUCCGUUCUGAACACGGUUACUGUUUAUCUCCACGCACACCCACUGAUCUCCGGGGCAUGUGCGACAGGUUCAGGUCUCACGGGAACGUCGACCGACUGUGAGUCGGGACUCGACCCGAGACGCUGAACGGUGUAACGAUUCGCUAAGUAGUCCGUAAACGUUUGCUUCCCUCACAGCUAGUCGUGUAGGAUUUUUAUAAUCCGGUUUCACCGUGGAAUCCUGAGUGUGCGUCUGUAGUAGAGAUAUCGACCGGCUAUUUCUCUCAGAAAUAAACCAAGCUGUUUAUAUGAUCAGAAAA